UAAUGUUUAAUAAUCUUUCAGAUUUAAUUUAUCAUAUCAAAUUUCUCAAGCUUUAGUCCUCAGUUUAAAAAAAAAUAAUGGCAGUGAAUGUGUAUGCGACGUCUGUCACAACUGAAAAUUUGAGCAGACAUGAUUUACUAAGUUGGGUGAACAGAAGUCUCGACUUGAAUUUAACAAAAAUUGAACAACUUUGCACUGGUGCUGUUUAUUGCCAGUUCAUGCAUAUGCUUUUUAGUAAUAACAUCAACAUCAAAAAAGUGAAAUGGAACUCCAAACUUGAACAUGAAUAUAUUGCCAAUUUCAAAAUUUUACAAGAGUGUUUUAAAAAAGUUCGUGUGGACCAGAAUGUUCCGGUUGAAAAGCUUGUCAAGGGCAGAUUCCAGGACAACUUUGAAUUUGUACAAUGGUUCAAAAAGUUCUUUGAUGCCAAUUACCGGGAGGAAUGUGCAGAUUAUGAUGCGAUUAAUAUGAGAUCAGGUGCAGGAUUGGGAAUUGCUGAUUCAAAGAAAGGCGCUGCUGCACGUCCAAUGGGACACGUGAAAAAAUCAGUUGCAACAGUUAAGCCUAUGCUGAAGCGUGCACCAACAACGCCGAAAGAAGAGGAUAAAGAAAAUUCUCAGCGUGCGGGAUCCCCACGAUCAACAGCAAGAAUGGCGACCACAACAGCCCCAGCAAGAAGAGCACCCACAAGCAGUGCCAGUACACAAGAAUUAAAUGUAAUGCGAGAAGAAUUAGAAGAGGCUAGAUCUGAGAGUACUGCACUACAGACUACAGUUGAAGCAUUGGAAAAGGAACGAGAUUUUUACUUUGCUAAACUCCGUGAUAUUGAACUUAUUUGUCAAGAUGUUGAAGGGGAAGAUGGCGCUGGAUUAAAUAUCAAGGAACUUUGUGAAAAAGUCACUGAAAUUUUAUAUGCUACAGAGGAGGGAUUUUUGCCCCCGGAAGAGGAUGUGAAUGGAGUCGACGACAGUCAGUAUUAGACAGUGUGCACAUAUUUGGAUUCAAGUUACCUUCAUAACGUACUUCCACCAUUUCAUUGCGUGCACGACAUAUUUUGCGCCAGCAUCCACAAGCAAUAUAUCUCUGAGGAAAUUCCUCACUUUUGUAACUAUUGGUAGUUUUAAAAUAAGUAAUUGUUCAGCGUUAUAGAAAUUUUAGGGAUACCAGUGUUGAAAUGUUACAUAACUUUUUCGGAUUUGCUUCUCAGUCAUAAGUUACUUAUGCGGACCUGGAAGAUACUUCCUAUACUUUCAUAUUAGCUUGUAAACUAUUAUGUGAAUGUUUUUUGACUGCGUAUCAUUCAUAGUAUAUUACUGGCCUACCUGCUGCAUUUACGUAAUCUUUCUUUGCUACUUUUUUAUCUUUGUCAAAAUUGGUUUCAAAUGAUGUAAAUACAGUUUCACUGUGCGUCGUAAAAUUGGACGCGAAUGCGAAUAACUUUUGAAUCUAAAAAUGUGGUAUUUUGAAUCUAAAAAAAUUUGGUAUUCUAUUUAAUUAAACGUGUUUGUGAUCAGACAUGAAAAACCAGUUGUAAAAAGACCAUUUGUUUUCUCAUCAACUUUACUAACAUGUUAGCUUCAGUGUGAAAUAACCAUGCAUGUUGAUUUUGUUGGUCUAUUUUUUCUGAAUAAAAAUAGCUAUGAUGCAAUGUU
Styela clava is the source of this 1652-nucleotide messenger RNA. Its product is annotated as microtubule-associated protein RP/EB family member 1-like. Lineage: Eukaryota; Metazoa; Chordata; Ascidiacea; Stolidobranchia; Styelidae. Gene Ontology annotation, molecular function: microtubule binding. The record is from RefSeq and is a predicted model, not a curated record.